Molecule: messenger RNA, 785 nt
Organism: Cuscuta europaea
Lineage: Eukaryota; Viridiplantae; Streptophyta; Magnoliopsida; Solanales; Convolvulaceae
Source: the annotation of a GenBank genome assembly
AACCCUCCACCCCGCUAACCCCGUCAACCACAGUCUAAGACUGUUGUCGCUGCGCAUUCGCUGCGAACGCUCCUUCCGGUCUCCGUCGAAAAUGGUGCGAACCCCGCUAUCAACCAUGGCCGAAAGGGCACUUCAACUUCAGAUUCCUUUGAGCAAGCAUUUCCCUGCACAGUAUUCUGUGUGCUCGGAUGUGAAAUGUGCUUCUAAGUACAUUCAUGCGAUACUAUCUAAGAAACAAUUGCAAAUUUUCCGGCAUACACCAUGGGGUCACUUUAUUGAUAUUCCUGAUAUCCAGUUUUGUGGCCAAAUAGUCCACAUGUUGUUGUUACGGCUGGUGAAGCAGCAACCCGAUGAUGAGCUUUGGUUCAAUGUUGAGGGUAAACUUAUAGAGUUCACGUACAACGACUUCUGCCGCAUAACCGGAUUACCUGUGGCAGCCCCGAGGCCUGUUGUGGCUGAAGAUAGUGACAACGAUGAUGAACAAGCCGAAGAAGAGGAAGAACCAGGAGAGAUUGCUAAUACAUACUUUCAUGGAUCACUGGAUAUCACUUUAUAUUUAUAUGUUUUGUUGUUUGUGUGUAAAUGUUAUAUGUCUGUGAUGUGUGUAAAUGCUUAGCCUGAAGGGGAGAAUUCUAUUGCUGUGGAAAUAGAUCCAGUAAAGAUUGUAGUGGACGAGUUGAAGUUGGAAUCUAAGCAAAGUAUGACAUGCCACAUGUAUGAGGAGUGUCACACUCCCACAAAUCUUUUGAUGUGCUUAAAAGAGGUAGAAGAUGACAAGAUCCCUG